This is a messenger RNA of Paramacrobiotus metropolitanus, 1824 nucleotides long. RefSeq names its product rRNA methyltransferase 1, mitochondrial-like. The record is from RefSeq and is a predicted model, not a curated record. Gene Ontology annotation, cellular component: mitochondrion. The coding region runs from base 396 to 1295 and encodes 299 amino acids. Lineage: Eukaryota; Metazoa; Tardigrada; Eutardigrada; Parachela; Macrobiotidae. The transcript is spliced from 8 exons. Gene Ontology annotation, molecular function: RNA binding; RNA methyltransferase activity. Gene Ontology annotation, biological process: rRNA methylation.
CUUUUCCGUUUGCUUGCAACUAAAAGUUACUAACCAACAAACUGCAGUUGUAUAAACUUUUUCUUUAUUUUUAUUACUUUAUGCAAACUUUUUUAUUUCUUUCUUAAGCAAAUGAUGUUUCCAGUAAUUGUACUUAGUAUACUGUGAACAGCAAGCGUGGGAACUCCUUGAAUCUUUGGGCUUUCAAAUGGAGUACGUAUCAGAAUAAUUUCAAAUGUCGCUUGCGUUUGGUAUCGCGAUGCGGCUUUUUGAAGGACUUGGCCGAUCCGCUGUUCAGCCACUGUUUCGCUCCUCUUCUUGCAAGCCAACAGUAAUUCGGAAAAAUCUCAGCAGUAAACAAUGGAUUACCAGUGACAUUUUAGAUAUCGAGCAGAGGAACAGUCGGAAUAUUCAAGAUGAAGAAGCAAAGACUCGCCCGUCACCGCGGUAAAAUGUUGUUGAACCCUAAAAAUCGAAGGAAAACAAUUAUGCCAAGUGAAAUAUCUGAUGAAAUUCUGUUCGGAACCAAUCCUGUACUUCUGGCACUGCGAGCUGGACAGCGGCAAUUCUAUCGCCUGCUGAUAACGGAAGCGAAGACCUUGUCACAGGAACAUCACAACCAAGAAAUCCUUCGCUUGUGUUCGGAACGAAACAUUCCGGUCAAAAUUGAGGAAGCUGUUGUUCUCAAAAAGAUUUCUUGUGAUCGUCCCCAUCAGGGGUUAUGUUUAGAAUGUUCGCCUUUAGUGCCAUCGGAGAUGUUGCACUCAAAGCUUUCUUCCGCUCUGCGAGACGCUGCACAACAAAAACUUUGGCUUCUGUUGGACGGAAUUUAUGAUCCAAUGAAUCUUGGAGCAAUUAUGAGAUCGGCAUAUUUUUUUGGCGUGGAGAGAAUAUUCUUGAUGGAAGGGUCGAGUUGUCCUUUAUCCCCGAUUGUCAGCAAAGCCAGUGCCGGUGUUAUGGAAAUUUUGCCUAUCCAUGUGCUGAAGAGAGCACAACUGAAGGAGUUUGUAAAGUUGGCGAAAGAACAGAAAUGGGACAUUGUGGGCACCGUCAGCAAGAACGAAGCUAAACAAGCCAACCUGGCAGAACCGUGUUCCAUCCAUGAGUUGCAGCUUCCGGACAACGUGAUACUUGUGUUUGGGAAUGAAAAUAAAGGCAUUGACUGGGAGCUUCUUCAAGCGUGUCCUACGGUGGUGACAAUCCAACCUGGUCGGAAUGAUAUAACAGAGGGAGCUGAUUGUCUGAACGUUUCUGUUGCAGCUGGAGUGAUACUAAGUCAUAUCGCUUGGCAGCGCCAGAAAAGUACUACUACAUGAUGUCAGCAUUUCCUGUUCUGGUUUACCGCUACUGCAAGCCUACUCAACCUUCGAGUUUCGAAGCCUUCACAGUUGUAUUUGGUAAAAUUUUCUAAAAUCGAAGUGUUGCUGAACGCAAAUCUCACUUAUUUUUGGGUGUGUGGUCCAAAUUUGUGAAAAGCUGGUAAAAAGGUAAUAUUGAUGACUGUUUUUUAUUUUCCUGCUCCCUGUGCGAAACUGAGUUAGUACAUGAAUAUGAUUAUGCAUAUCAUUAUAUUAAACAAAAAGUAUGUCUGCAAAUUACAAUAGUUGGUUACCGGAAAGUGCAGGGUUUCAAAAGCUUAACUUUGAGCCGAACUCACCGUGCUUGUACCGGUUUUCCGUUGUUACUAACUUAUUACUAGUAGUAUACUAACUACGCUUCUCAAAAUAAUAAUUAUUUCAAUAUUGUGCUUCUGAAAUUUUUCAAGAAUGUUGCUAAAUUUUAGAGCAAGUCGCCAAAAAAAAGCAGUACAUAAGGACGGAUUUUUUUCGUUUUCGUCGUACGAAG